Molecule: messenger RNA, 570 nt
Organism: Pieris macdunnoughi
Lineage: Eukaryota; Metazoa; Arthropoda; Insecta; Lepidoptera; Pieridae
Source: the annotation of a GenBank genome assembly
AUGGGGAAACGCAUUAAGCGGUUCGCGGAACUUGGGCGAAACGGCUUCGAAAUAAAAUGCACUAAUGAUCGCUCGAUUCAACCUGAUAACUUUCAUAUCUGCAAUACUGAAGCAAUUUACGGACCAUAUAAAGCUACAUAUGAUACGUAUGAGAUUUGUAAAGGACCAAAGAUGACGGACUGUGGUGAUGUAAAACUAAAUAACCUGCAAAAUUAUAGUAAUGUGAUAUAUUCACUGGACUUCCGCAAGAGAUGUUCUAUUACCAAGGCUAAGGUUGUAAUUGCGCAAGUGAAGGAUAGUAAUAGAACAAAUAAAUUAUGGAAUUAUCAACUGAGUAAGCCAUGUCAGCAUUUCGUACUUGGGCCUAUAUUGAAAAAGGCUUUUAAUUUAUCUGAUAAUUGCAUGGUGGCAAAGGGCCAUUACGAAGUACCCAUUAAUAUGCAUGAGAUAAACGCUAAUUUUCUGGGCGGAAGCUUCUUCUACGAUACUUAUUCUUUCAAGGUUAUAGCUUACAAUGACCGUUAUAAUUUCAUCUGCGUCUACUGCGUCGUGGUAUUGUCUCCACUGUGA